Messenger RNA from Capra hircus (goat), 4856 nucleotides. It is a transcript of the gene DRP2, whose product is annotated as dystrophin related protein 2. The record is from RefSeq and is a predicted model, not a curated record. The transcript has 23 exons. Gene Ontology annotation, biological process: synaptic signaling. Lineage: Eukaryota; Metazoa; Chordata; Mammalia; Artiodactyla; Bovidae. Gene Ontology annotation, molecular function: zinc ion binding; protein binding. Bases 409 to 3282 code for a protein of 957 amino acids. Gene Ontology annotation, cellular component: plasma membrane.
CUUCUAAUGAACUGAAAUCUCCGAGAGCCGCCAAGGCUCUGGUAGUUUCACUAAACUGUCCUUGCUCUUCCUGCAUCUGCCCGGUCAAGGGUAUCUUUGCCUGAGGUCGGAUAGAUGCUAUUAGUGCCAAUGAUAUGAUUGCAUAGCAACACAGAGCGGCUCCGAAAGAGGGGAGGAGGGGCAGAAGGAGGACAGGGAGGUGGGAGAGACGGAGGGAGAGUGUGCAUACAGCAGCUGUCGGCAUUCCUGUCUCAGGGACUUCUUUGCUGAUUCACAGAAGCAGCCCAGCUCCAGCCACCCAGCUCCCAGUUGCCGCCUGAUCCUCAGACCUGCCGGAAUCAGAAGGUGCUUAUGCUGAACAGCUGAUGUACUGCCUGUCCCCACCCACCCCCAUGAGCCUCGGUUCUGAUGCAACCUAUGGUCAUGCAGGGAUGCCCUUACACCCUCCCACGAUGUCAUAAGUGGCAGGCAGCUGACAACUUCCAUCAUAGCCGCAGCCUCCGAAGCACCUGCCCCCAGCCUCAGGUUAGGGCUGCUGCCACCACCCCUGCGCCUCCUCACGAUGGUGCUGGGGUACCCAGCCUAAGUCCAAAGCUAUUCAACGGGUCUGUUGGUGCCGCCAGAACCCUGGAACCACCAGCCAUGAAUCUGUGUUGGAAUGAAAUCAAAAAGAAGUCUCACAAUCUCCGUGCCCGGCUAGAGGCCUUCUCAGACCACAGUGGAAAGCUUCAGCUCCCUCUCCAAGAGAUAAUUGACUGGCUCAGCCAAAAGGAUGAGGAAUUGUCAGCUCAGCUGCCCCUACAAGGGGAUGUGGUCCUGGUGCAACAGGAGAAGGAGACACACGCGGCCUUUAUGGAAGAUGUCAAGUCUCGAGGCCCCUAUAUUUACUCUGUGCUGGAGUCAGCUCAGGCCUUCCUAUCCCAGCACCCAUUUGAUGAAUUAGAGGAGCCUCAUUCUGAGAGCAAAGAUACCUCUCCUAGACAGCGGAUCCAGAAUCUUAGCCGCUUUGUGUGGAAGCAGGCAACAGUGGCCAGUGAACUCUGGGAGAAGUUGACAGCCCGCUGCGUGGACCAGCACCGCCACAUUGAGCGCACUCUGGAGCAGCUGUUGGAGAUCCAAGGGGCAAUGGAGGAAUUAAAUGCAUCUCUAACCCAGGCCGAGGGAGUCCGAGCCACUUGGGAGCCCAUCGGGGAUCUCUUCAUUGAUUCACUUCCCGAGCAUAUCCAGGCUCUUAAGCUCUUCAAGGAAGAAUUCUCCCCCAUGAAAGAUGGAGUGAAGUUAGUAAAUGAUCUGGCCCAUCAACUGGCCAUUUCUGAUGUGCACUUGUCAAUGGAGAACUCCCGGGCUUUGGAGCAAAUCAACAUCCGGUGGAAACAGCUACAGGUGUCAGUUGGCGAGAGGCUUAAGCAGCUUCAGGAUGCUCACCGGGACUUUGGGCCUGGGUCACAACACUUCCUCUCCUCCUCUGUUCAGGUUCCCUGGGAAAGAGCAAUUUCACCCAAUAAAGUUCCCUACUACAUCAACCACCAGGCUCAAACCACAUGCUGGGACCAUCCCAAGAUGACCGAGUUAUACCAAACUCUAGCUGAUUUGAACAACAUUAAGUUCUCAGCUUACCGCACUGCCAUGAAGCUACGCAGAGUCCAGAAGGCGCUGCGCUUGGACCUCGUAACUUUAACCACAGCCCUGGAGAUCUUCAAUGAGCAUGAUCUGCAGGCCAGUGAGCAUGUGAUGGAUGUGGUGGAGGUCAUUCACUGCCUGACUGCCUUAUAUGAACGGCUGGAGGAGGAAAGAGGCAUCCUGGUCAAUGUGCCGCUCUGUGUGGACAUGAGUCUCAACUGGCUCCUCAAUGUUUUUGAUAGCGGUCGCAGUGGAAAGAUGCGGGCAUUAUCCUUUAAAACUGGCAUUGCCUGCCUGUGUGGCACGGAAGUGAAGGAAAAACUGCAGUACCUCUUCAGCCAAGUGGCCAACUCAGGCAGCCAGUGUGACCAACGCCAUCUUGGUGUCCUGCUUCAUGAGGCCAUUCAGGUGCCCCGUCAGCUGGGGGAAGUGGCAGCCUUUGGUGGCAGCAAUGUGGAGCCCAGUGUCCGUAGCUGCUUCCGUUUUAGCACUGGGAAGCCAGUCAUUGAAGCUUCACAGUUCCUGGAAUGGGUCAACUUGGAGCCCCAAUCCAUGGUGUGGCUGGCUGUUCUGCAUCGGGUCACCAUUGCUGAACAAGUAAAGCAUCAGACCAAGUGCUCUAUCUGUAGGCAGUGCCCCAUCAAGGGCUUCAGGUACCGGAGUCUGAAGCAGUUUAACGUGGACAUCUGCCAGACCUGCUUCCUGACUGGCAGGGCCAGCAAGGGCAACAAACUUCACUACCCCAUCAUGGAGUAUUACACCCCGACCACAUCCAGUGAGAACAUGAGGGACUUUGCCACUACCUUAAAGAACAAAUUCCGCUCAAAGCAUUAUUUCAGCAAACACCCUCAGCGAGGUUAUCUGCCUGUUCAAUCAGUGCUGGAGGCUGACUACAGUGAGACGCCAGCUUCUUCCCCGAUGUUGCCACACGCUGACACACACUCCCGAAUUGAGCAUUUUGCCAGCAGGCUUGCUGAGAUGGAAAGUCAAAAUUGCUCCUUCUUUAAUGACAGCCUGUCCCCAGAUGACAGCAUAGAUGAGGACCAGUACCUGCUACGGCACUCCAGCCCCGUUACAGACCGGGAGCCGGCCUUCAGACAGCAGGCUCCGCACAGCAUGGCCACGGGGAGCAAAGGGGAGCUUGAGAAGAUCCUAGCCCACCUAGAGGAUGAGAACCGGAUUCUCCAGGGAGAGCUGAGGCGCCUGAAGUGGCAGCAUGAGGAGGCCACUGAGGUACCCGCCCUGACUGAGGGCUCUGCCGAGGUGGCGCAGGGCCACUGCAAUGAGGAGCUGCUGGCUGAGGCCCGGAUCCUUCGGCAGCACAAGAGCCGCCUGGAGACGCGCAUGCAGAUUCUUGAAGACCACAACAAGCAACUAGAGUCCCAGCUGCAGCGCUUAAGGGAGCUGCUCCUACAGCCACCUAUCGAAUCCAAUGGCAAUGGCUCUGCAGGCUCGUCUCUGGCUUCCUCUCCACAGCAGUCAGAAGGCAGUCACCCCCAAGAGAAAGGACAGACUACUCCAGACACUGAAGCUGCAGAUGAUGUGGGAUUGAAGAGCCAAGAUGUCAGCCUCUGCUUGGAGGACAUCAUGGAGAAGCUCCGCCAUGCCUUCCCCAGUGUACGAAGUUCUGAUGUGACUGCCAACACACUGCUGGCCUCUUGAGGGAACCAGAGCCCCAUCCUAUAGUCCAUGGUCCUCUCCUGGUCUGGCCAAAGGCUUUCCUCAGACUUCACCCAACCUUCCCAGUCCCCAGUGGCCCCACUCUCCUCAGCUGGAGUAAUUUGUGCUCUGGGCAGCAGCAGAGAUUUGGUGGUAUGCGAGGCGGGGGUAGGGGGGCUGGAGGAGGGAGAGGCAUCAUUCCUCUGAUUCUAGAAAUGUGCCCUUUACUUCAAGUUUGAGGUCAGUCCCUUCAGUACGCUUCUGUUGCAGCCCAGGCUGAUGGCACUUGGAAGCCAUUCAGAUGGGUUGCCUUGUGAAGCAGUGCCCAUUGGGCCCUUUCCAUUCUCCAUGGAAUGAUGGAGAUGGAGGGCACCUAAUGACCCCAAGGCUCCAGCAUUAUGAAUACACAGAACUUAGCCCCACUCUCUGACCCAACACAAGGGAGGUGAAGGGGUAGUCUGAAGACACUCCCACCCCCCAAAGUACCCCUGAAAAAUGUGGGCAAUGUAUGUCAUGUAACUUCAGCUCAAGGGUAUAGCUCUAGUCCUCCUGAUGCUACCUAGAUGUUGUUCCCCCUGUGAAUAUCUUCAGUUUCUUCUGCCUCAGUCCCUGGCAGACCUUUCUCAAGGGGGAACAGUUCAUUCAGGUUCCUAUUUUCACCUUACUUUGGGAAACAGUAAAGAAAUAUGUAAGGGCUUAGAUAUUUUCCCCGGAUCCUCCUCGUUCCUGAAAGGCUCAGCAUCCUGAGAGACCAACUCUUCUGAGUCAGCCCUCACAGCCCCGGGGGAGGGCUGGCAGCUUCUCAGCAAGGGGGCCUUCUCCUUGGGUGAGGAAAGGAAAGCCACCCUCUAGACCAGAGGAGUCUGACUGUCCCACACCCUUGACGGCUGUGACCCUUCUUUCUCUUAAGUUGAAUCAGAUGAGGUGGCUGAUAUCCCUCAGCUAAUCAGAAGGCACAUGGAGCAGUCCACCCUGAAUAGCAGCCCUUUCCUAGGAUCCACGGGCUUCAGAUCAGCAAGUUGGCCACUUUCUGCACAGACAACAGCAGGGCCUUCCUUUGCAUAAAACCUUUCUUUCUAACUCUGGAAAAUGAACCCAGUCCUCAAAUUUGUUAGGCAGAUUUCUGGAUAAAUCUGCCUAAGCAGUUUUAUCUAACUCUUCCUAGGCAACACAUACCAUGAUCCCUUUAUCCAGAAACUAUUCAGAGUAGAUAGUGGGAAGGGGGAGCUUCGGGGGAGCAGGCUUGGGAACUUUGAACAGAGUCAGGUCUCAUUUAGGCAGAUUUCUGUCAAAAGGAACUUUAUAACUUAGAAUCCUGCAACUGACUUGAUUUGCCUAAGUUUAUAGAGAUACUUAGCUAUCCUUCAUAUUGACUGUACAUCAGUACUACCCCAGCCUCACUCACACAUUAAAUUCUAAUACCUCUUGAAGUAUUAAUGUUCUGCUUUGCUCUUUGUUAGUCCCAGCCUCUGGAUGGACAGAUAAGAUGCCUCCUAGCUGCUCAUUUAGGAUGUCUCUCCAUUCAUAUUUGAGGUGAGCCAUCCUCAAGACCAAAGCAAUAGAAAGCCUGUGGCCAC